Messenger RNA from Syngnathoides biaculeatus (alligator pipefish), 1773 nucleotides. It is a transcript of the gene nup62l, whose product is annotated as nucleoporin 62 like. The transcript has 2 exons. Gene Ontology annotation, biological process: protein import into nucleus; RNA export from nucleus. NCBI's taxonomy places the organism in Eukaryota, Metazoa, Chordata, Actinopteri, Syngnathiformes, Syngnathidae. Gene Ontology annotation, molecular function: structural constituent of nuclear pore; phospholipid binding. The coding region runs from base 2 to 1600 and encodes 532 amino acids. The record is from RefSeq and is a predicted model, not a curated record. Gene Ontology annotation, cellular component: nuclear pore central transport channel; nuclear pore.
CAUGAGCGGCGGCUUCAACUUCGGACAGCCCUCCACGGGUUUUUCUUUCGGGGUAGCGAAGACCACAGCGCCCGUGGCGUCUACCGUGGGCUUCGGCCUCACAACCUCAACUCCCGCAGGCAGCGGUGGCGGCUUCUCUUUCGGCUCGUCCACCCAGACUGUUGUUAGUAGUAACCCGUCCGGCGGUUUUAGCUUCGGCACCCCGGCGAAGAGCACCGCCGCCGGUGGCAGCCUCUCGUUCGGGACCCCUACCGCCACCACGUUCACCCUGAAUUCCGCUCCUCAGCCCGCCUCGACUGCAGGUCUCACCCUGGGCUCCACCGCGGCGCCGGCGGCGUCGUCUGGCUUCAGUCUGGGCUCGGGCUUGACCGCACCUGCCGGGGGUGGCUUCUCCUUUGGGACCUCAGCCCAAGCGCCCGCUCAAGCCCAGCCAGUAGCUCCUGCACCAACAACCACUACAAGUGCAUCAGGAGGCCUUUCAUUCGGAGGCUUCAGCUUUGGUGGAAACAAAGUCCAGGUCACAACUGCAGCGCAAACGACAAGUGCACCGGGGGCAGGCUUCUCCUUUGGGUCAAGUGCUGCCCCAAACCUCACAUUGGGUGCCCAGCCCACAACCACCACUGUAGCCCCAGCUCCACAGGGUGGAGGUUUCAGCUUGGGGAUUAAACCUUCGUCAACUCCAGCUCCCCCCGCGGUGACCCAGGUGGCUCCAUCUCUGUUCUCGGCCCCGACAACCACCACCACAGCAACCACCAGCACCGCCGCCGGUUCCGGAUUUACUUUCGGUGCCACUCCGGCUGCGACGACCACUGCGGCCAGCGGAGGUCUGUCCUUCUCGCUUAAACCUCUCGGAGCGGCUACUUCCAGCGCCACCACGGCCUCAGCCGCCCCAGCUCCGUCCACCGCAUCUGGCUUUUCGCUGGGACUCAAACCCGCAUCCGUCACCAGCGCCGUCACCAUCGCAGCGGCUCCAGCGGCAGCCGCUCUCUCGAUCGCCACUGCUCCUGCAGUGAUGACCUACACCCAGUUAGAGGGCCUCAUAAACAAGUGGAGCCUGGAGCUGGAAGAUCAAGAGCGACAUUUCCUCCAGCAGGCCACUCAGGUCAACGCGUGGGACCGCAUGCUGGUGGAGAAUGGCGAGAGGAUCACGUCCCUGCACAAGGAGAUGGAGAAGGUGAAGCUGGACCAGAAGAGGCUGAACCAGGAGCUGGACUUCAUCCUGUCCCAGCAGAAGGAGCUGGAGGACCUGCUGUGCCCGCUGGAAGAGUCGGUGAAGGAGCAGAGCGGCACCAUCUACAUGCAGAACGCUGACGAGGAGCGCGAGAGGACGUACAAGCUGGCGGAGAACGUGGAUGCGCAGCUCAAGAGGAUGUCGCAGGACCUGAAGGAGAUCAUCGAGCACCUCAACACGUCCAGCGGCCCCGCGGACACCAGCGACCCGCUUCAACAGAUCUGCAAAAUCCUCAACGCCCACAUGGAUUCUCUCCAGUGGAUCGACCAGAAUUCUGUUCUCCUGCAGAGACGAGUUGAGGAGGUCUCCAAACUGUGCGACAACCAGCACAAGGAGCAGGAGAAGACCUUCCGUUUAACCUUUGACUGACACCCCCCCCCCCUCCCCUUCUUUUGGUCAGCUCUCAUUCAAGAUGCAUCAUUUUCAACAGUUUUUUUUUAUAUUACAUACAAUAGAAGAAAAAAUCUCUUCCCAUGUCAAUGUCCAAAAUAAUAAAUGUUUAAAAUAUUUUGUGAAUGAAUAAAGUCAAUAGGAGAAUUCCA